AUGGAGGAGUUCUCUGUGCUUCUCCACAGGGUGCGUACACCAUGGAAGGGGCUUCUUCUCACAGCCUCCAUUUUAGGCUUCUGGCACAUGUCCACUACUGCCCAUGAGACCACUGAGUCACUGCCACGCCAAGUCGUUGUAGGAGACAACGUUCUUUUGUUUGUCCACAAUCUGCCAAAGAAUCUUAUAGCCUUUGCCUGGUUCAAAGGGCUAACAAAUAUGACUCAAGGAAUUGCAGUAUAUACACUGCACAACAAUUUAAGUGCACCAGGGCCUGUGCACAGUAGUAGAGAGACAGUUUAUAGCAAUGGAUCCCUGCUGAUAGAAAAUGUCACCCAGAAAGACACAGGAAUCUAUACCCUACGAACCUAUAAUAGAAGAGGAAAAAUUGUAUCAACAACAUCUAUGUACCUCCAUGUGCACGCUUUCCUUUGGAAGUGUGGGCGCCUUGCUACCUCUUCCCAGCCCACCAUUGAACCAUUACCUCCAUGUGUUGCUGAAGGGAGAAGUGUUCUUCUACUUGUUCACAAUCCCCCAGAAAAUAUUGUAGGCUUUGUCUGGUUCAAAGGAAAGACUGUGUCCAAGAACAUUGUGGUUUCACAAUAUACACUAGGCAGGAAGUCAACUGUGUGGGGACCUGCAUAUGGUGGCAGAGAGACAUUGUACAGUGAUGGAUCCCUGCUGGUUCAUGGUGUCACUCAGAAAGACCACGGAUUUUACACCCUACGAAUUCUGAGGGCAGAUAUGAGAAGUGAAGAAGCACGGGUGCAACUUCAUGUCUACAGCUCCGUUUCACUGUUCUGUAAUGCUCUCAAUUCUUCCCAACUCAUGAUCCAGUCAGUGCCUCGGUAUGCUGCUGAAGGGAAAGAUGUGUUUCUACAAGUUCAUAAUCUUCCAGAAGAUGCAAAAGCCUUUUCCUGGUUCAAAUCAAUAUCUAGGACCCAUUUUCAAAAAAUUGUAGAGUACAGCAGAGUCAAUAAUUCCAUCACCUGGGAACCUGCACACAGAAGACAAGGGAUGGUGUUUGAAAAUGGAUCCCUGAUGCUCCAGGAUGUCACUGAGGAAGAUGCAGGAAUCUACACACUAGCAGUUUUAAACAAAGAUUUCAAAAUUGAAAGUGCAUAUGUGGAAUUUUAUGUGAAGA
Molecule: messenger RNA, 1144 nt
Organism: Alexandromys fortis (reed vole)
Lineage: Eukaryota; Metazoa; Chordata; Mammalia; Rodentia; Cricetidae
Product: carcinoembryonic antigen-related cell adhesion molecule 3-like
Exons: 4
Biological process (GO): signal transduction; regulation of immune system process
Cellular component (GO): cell surface; plasma membrane
Molecular function (GO): protein tyrosine kinase binding
Source: RefSeq, a predicted model, not a curated record